UAAAACAAACAACAAUUAAAACCUAUGAUAGCAUGAACACUCUAACAAACGCGCAAACGUUUUCGGAAUCCAAAAGUUCAAUUUAGUAUGGAGGUGUUAAGUUAUGGAUGAACAAGUUGUGUACACAAAAUUUAUUGAGAAGGACUACUGUGCACAGACGUCAGAAAUCUAGCGGGCUUAACACAGGGUUCGCAAUCGAAUGGAAUCCAGAACAUAAGUACAGAACUCAAGUUUAAACUAAGAUGGUAUGGUAGAUAUUCAAAACCUCUGUUCUAUUCAAUUACUUCUUAUAAGUAAUGUUCUGUGUAAUAAUGACUUUGCUGCUCUUUGACUUAGCAGAAUUUUUCGCUGACAACUUGAAUCUCGAUGCAUUGCUUCUUUCGGGUUGCUACAUAGUGCGAGAAAUUUGAAGGUUUCAAAAAGUUGUUCUCACAAAUAUGAUGUAACCAUUCAUGCUAUUAAAAAAGAUUCUGAUCUAGAAAAUGAUGUAAAAUUUGCGUUAUUACAGAGACAAACACCUAUUUCAUUCUUCGUUUAGGAUGACGAUAUCCUUAUGCAAGAAAAUAUGCCUGCUACAUAAAAUUGAAAUCACAAAAUUUUUACGAAAAUUUGGAAACUUUCGAAGGUUGUAAUUCGAGGUUCUGCCAACAGCUGCGAACUGAUGAGUUCUUUUUCGGGAUAUGGAAACCGUCUAAUUUUGCCCACAUUUCAUAAAACCAUUAUUUUUAUUGUUAAUUUUUUUCUACAGACCCGAGAGACGAUAUCCCUCUUUUUCUUCUCAGUCAUAACAACGACUGUAGCAGCAACGAACAGCGCCCUCUUCAAGAUAAGAGAAAAUUAUUUUCGUCCCGUAGAAAACACGAUUUGGGAAGGCAAGACAGCUUCUCCGCUGUCGUGUUCACAAAGGUGUGCUAUUCAGCUCGGUUGUAGAAGUGCAAAUUUCCUGGUAAACACAAAAAGGUGUUUACUUUCGGCUGAAAACAAGGAAAGUCUUUCCAGCACGCUGCUUCAUCAAAAAGAUUCUUUUUAUUUAGAAAAGAUCAUCCUAAUAACAAAGAGAUCAAGACCUCGCAUUAAAAGAGGGAGAACAAAAUCCUCCGCUGUCCGCUCUUGUGAGUACCUCUUUGACCAAACUAGUGCACGAUCUCUUCCCCCGCCCUCGGGUGUUUAUUGGGUAGAUCCGGUUGGUGGUUCCCAGUCAAAGGCAUUUCAGGUUUACUGCGACAUGGAGACUGAUGGAGGAGGCUGGACUCUAGUUUGGAGUUAUACGUUUACUAACUACGAUGAUUUUACAAGUAUUACAAACGCUGUGACUCCAAGGCCCAAUUGGCCAGUACACGGUUUCGAUGGUAUAUCAACAACAGCCCCAAUGAAUGAAACAGAUUACAACGCCAUGAGCUUUUCACUCUGGAAGCAACUCGGCAGACAAUUUCUUAUCAAGAGCAACAUAAACAACUGGCUAGUGUGUCAUCCGGGAACUGGCAGCUUGGUUGAUUGGCGGGAAGGCGAUGUCAACUGUCGGAUUGUCAAGCACGUGACAAACACGUGUAAUGACGCUUUGCCGCCUUCAUUUCUGCGAUUUGACAUAGCAAAAGGGGUGACGCUUUGCUCCAAUAAGAACCCUUACUCACACAUCUACUACCGCUUUGACUCCAGCGACAAAAGUGCCUGGCCUGUCCAUGACCCUUGUGGAAAAGAGCGUGACAAUCAUGUAAAAAGUGUCCUUAAUCCACACGGGAACAUUUAUAUUCGUACCUGAU
Pocillopora damicornis (cauliflower coral) is the source of this 1760-nucleotide messenger RNA. RefSeq lists its product as uncharacterized. The record is from RefSeq and is a predicted model, not a curated record. NCBI's taxonomy places the organism in Eukaryota, Metazoa, Cnidaria, Anthozoa, Scleractinia, Pocilloporidae. Gene Ontology annotation, molecular function: extracellular matrix structural constituent; oligosaccharide binding.